AUGGCCGCCAAACCCAAGUGGCGAAAGAUCCUCUACGAAGAUCAAGGUGUACCUGAUAACUACGUCGACGCUAGUUUCUUGGAUGAAUUAAAGAAGAAUUUGUACACCCGGAAGUAUGAAUACCUACCUCUGGUUUACGAGUCAGGAGUGAUUACUCAGCAUCUUAGCAGCGUCUGCUUGUUUGUGGUAGUGUUUGUGUACAUGAAUGAGAAGUGGUUGUCGGCAGAGAGUCUUUGUGCUGUGUCAACCGGGGUGACUGUCAUUGCAUACCUCCUCAACGAUGUCAUCGAUGGUGGACAGAGUCGGUCUCAGUCCAAGAGGACAAUGAUGGACGAUCUGAAGACAGCCGUUCUGUUCUCCGGCUUCAGUUUUGGACUCUCACCGAUCUUAGUGUCACUGACAGAGACGGUCAGCACGGACACGAUCUAUGCCAUGACGACUGUCAUGUUGCUGGCCAAUGUCCUGUUCCAUGACUACGGUACAAGUGCUGCCAUUGUGUCAGGUCAGGAACUAUGCUGCUUCUGUCUCUAAGCUCAAAGCGCAGCGACGUUUGCAUCUGUGUGCCUGGCUUCUCGUCUGAACACCACCUGGCAUGCCUUCACGACCAUUGUCUUCGCUUUUGAGCUGUUCGCUCUGUGGCCAGUCCUGAGGCGGAAACUGAAGACUAAUGCACCCAAAAGCCAGGUUCCACUGACUGUUCUCCUGGGGGGCGGGGCAUUCAUGUUGCUGUUGUCCAUCACAACAGCAGGUGCUGUGUUGUUUGCUGUGUUCCACGUGUUCAUCACGUUCAUCUGCCCCUGCUGGCUCACCAGACUACAGCUGUAUAAAAAUAACAUCUACGGUCCGUGGGAUGAAGCUGUGAUCAAACCUGAUCCAUCAGCAUCUAGAUGACGUCGCUGUAAUAUAGGCAUGUGAAUGAGAGAAACUUUGAAUGGUCAGUGUGUGAUUGUCUCUGUCUAAGUCAGACAUUUAGUGGGGGAUGGGGAUAAGUCUGGAUUUCUUACCCAGGUACCAAACCCGUGAAGACCCGGGUUAGAACUGGUCUCCAGCAACCUAUGCUUGUUGACAAGCAGGAUUGGGUGGUCAGGGUUGUUGACUUGGUUGACACAUGUCAUUGUAUUCCAUAGCAUUGGUUGAUGCUCAUGAUGUCAAUCACUGGAUUGUUUGGUCCGAUUAUUACAGACCUGAUUGUUUACAGAUCACUGUCAUAUAGCUUGAUCUUGGUGAGGUGUGGCAUUAAACUCACCAACAAACCCUGUAUCUGACCCCAAAACCCACCUGGGUACCCAUGGCACACCAGCCUUCAGUUACAUUCAUCGAGAUUUCAUUUACAUUGAGAUCAUAAAUAACAUGAUUUUGUGUAUACGGCUCACAUUAUUUCCAAGAACAUACAGUGAUAUAGAGUAGGGUGUCACUAGGAACAAUUGUUGAAGUCCUUCAGGUACCUGGAUCCUGCUCAGUACCUUCUCGACCUGGGUACCCGAGUUACCCUGCCCUUGUGUUAUAUGUAUGUUCCAUGUAUGUAUACAUGUGUAUAUGUAUGUAUGUAUGUAUGUAUGUAUGUAUGUAUGUAUGUAUGUAUGUGUGUAUGUGUAUGUAUGUAUGUAUGUAUGUAUGUAUGUGCCCUAUGUGUGUAUGUAUGUAUGUAUGUAAUAGAUUUAUAGAGCGCUCUAAUAUCCACCUCAAAGAUGCUCGUGGUGGUGGGGUAGCCUAGUGGUUAAAGUGUUCGCUCGUCACGCCGAAGACCCGGGUUCAAUUCCCCACAUGGGUGCAAUGUGUGAAGCCCAUUUCUGGUGUCCCCCGCCGUGAUAUUGCUGGAAUAUUGCUAAAAGCGGCAUAAAACCUAACUCACUCACUCACUCACUCAGAGAUGCUCAGUGGCGUCAGGGACAAAUUAUGCUUAAAGCUCAGACAUGUUUAUCCAUGGUUAACCCAAGCUGCCUGUGAGGCUUGGUUUUGUUUGUUGAGGAAGCUCCGGUUACUGUUUGGGAGUUCCGGUUCUUGGAACCAGAUCUGAUCUUUACUGAAUAUUUCAGUCUAUAAAUUAUUUAUAUUUGCAUCAUG
Haliotis rubra (blacklip abalone) is the source of this 2064-nucleotide messenger RNA. Its product is annotated as phosphatidylinositol N-acetylglucosaminyltransferase subunit C-like. NCBI's taxonomy places the organism in Eukaryota, Metazoa, Mollusca, Gastropoda, Lepetellida, Haliotidae. The transcript has 7 exons. The record is from RefSeq and is a predicted model, not a curated record. Gene Ontology annotation, cellular component: glycosylphosphatidylinositol-N-acetylglucosaminyltransferase (GPI-GnT) complex; membrane. Gene Ontology annotation, biological process: GPI anchor biosynthetic process.